Periophthalmus magnuspinnatus is the source of this 1320-nucleotide messenger RNA. It is a transcript of the gene pgam2, whose product is annotated as phosphoglycerate mutase 2 (muscle). The transcript is spliced from 3 exons. The coding region runs from base 16 to 885 and encodes 289 amino acids. Gene Ontology annotation, molecular function: intramolecular phosphotransferase activity. The record is from RefSeq and is a predicted model, not a curated record. Gene Ontology annotation, biological process: glycolytic process. Lineage: Eukaryota; Metazoa; Chordata; Actinopteri; Gobiiformes; Gobiidae.
CUCUGCACUGCCAACAUGUACACUGCUAUAAAAAGACUGGCAUGUGGACUGGGGCUCACUGUUGGUCGGCCAGUGUGUGUGGGCAGUUUAAAAAGGCUGAGGGAAAACACUACAAACAUGACUGCAGUUCAUCGCUUGGUCAUUGUCCGCCAUGGGGAGAGCCAGUGGAACCAGGAGAACCGUUUCUGUGGCUGGUUCGAUGCCGACCUCAGUGAAAAGGGCGUGGAGGAGGCCAAGCGUGGAGCCCAGGCCAUCAAAGAGGCCGGGAUGAAGUUCGACAUUUGCUACACCUCUGUGCUCAAGCGCGCUAUCAUGACGCUGUGGACCAUCAUGGAGGGGACGGACCAGAUGUGGCUGCCUGUAAUUCGUACCUGGCGCUUGAAUGAGCGUCACUAUGGUGGCCUCACUGGGCUCAACAAGGCGGAGACUGCAGCGAAACACGGAGAGGAGCAGGUGAAGAUCUGGAGGCGUUCGUUUGAUAUCCCUCCUCCUCCCAUGGACAAGGACCAUCCGUACCACAAAAUCAUCAGUGAGUCACGUCGCUACAAGGGCCUAAAGGCUGGUGAACUGCCCACUUGUGAAUCCCUCAAGGACACCAUUGCGCGCGCCUUGCCCUUCUGGAACGAAGUCAUCGCUCCUGAAAUCAAAGCUGGGAAAAACGUAAUCAUCGCUGCCCAUGGCAACAGUCUCCGCGGCAUUGUAAAGCACUUGGAAGGUAUGUCCGACGCAGCCAUCAUGGAGCUCAACCUUCCCACUGGAAUCCCCAUCGUGUACGAACUGGAUGCCGACCUCAAGCCCGUCAAACCCAUGUCUUUCCUGGGAGACGAGGAGACCGUGAAGAAGGCCAUGGAGGCUGUGGCUGCUCAGGGCAAAGUCAAGAAGUAAAAGUGCACAAAAAUGAGCAAAAGGACACUAUAUCCAGCUAUUAGUCCACACUUUUUAUCUAACAUCCAUUCCAACAAGUUUUAGUAAAUUCUAUUACUGCAAAAACUGAAUGUCACUAUGAGUUAAAGUGACUAGAAGUUAAGAAUUUCAAUCAUGUUUUGUGUAGUUUUGAUAUUGAAACCAGUUCAAAAUACCUAAAAAUUUAAGACCUUCAAACUAAAAAGUAAAUCUAAACAUAUCAAAACUACAGAAAACAUGACAAAUAUUCUGGAUUGAAGCCAGUUUAACAUGUAGACAUAUUCUUUAUGCAGUGUUAUACAGUGAAUGGCACUGUCCAAGUUAUCACUGUGAGUCUCAAUCCUUUUUAAAUUGUGAUGAAGCCCUAUUUUGAGGGCCUCAUCACCCUGGAAUAACCAAUAAAACCUGUUUUGUGUA